AGACGGCGGCCAGGUCGCGCCGCGAGCGAGCUUCCGCGCCGCCCGCACGCGCGACUUACCUGGGCGCUCCGCGCCCCCGGAUGCUGCAGGUUAUUCAACGAUAGUUAUGACCUCCCGGUUACGUGCGUUGGGUGGAAGAAUUAAUAACAUACGCACCUCAGAACUCCCCAAAGAGAAAACUCGGUCUGAAAUUGUCUGCAGCAUCCGCUUUUUAGAUGGCUUGGUACAGACCUUUAAAGUUAACAAACAAGAUACUGGUCAGGUGCUACUGGAUAUGGCAUACAACCACCUGGAUGUGACAGAAAAGGAAUAUUUUGGUUUACAACACAAUGAUGACUCCAUGGAUUCCCCUAGAUGGCUUGAAUCAAGCAAACCCAUCAGAAAGCAGUUAAAAGGAGGUUUCCCCUGUACCCUGCAUUUUCGAGUAAGAUUUUUUAUACCUGAUCCCAACACACUGCAGCAAGAACAAACCAGGCAUUUGUAUUUCUUACAACUGAAGAUGGAUAUUUGUGAAGGAAGGUUAACCUGCCCUCUUAACUCAGCAGUGGUUCUGGCAUCCUAUGCAGUACAAUCUCAUUUUGGAGACUACGACCCUUCCAUACACCAUCCAGGCUAUCUUUCUGAAAGUCAGUUUAUACCAGAUCAGAGCGAUGACUUUUUAACAAAGGUGGAAUCUCUGCAUGAGCAGCACAGUGGGCUAAAGCAGUCAGAAGCCGAGUCCUGCUAUAUCAACAUCGCUCGGACCCUUGACUUCUACGGAGUGGAACUCCACAGUGGUAGGGAUCUGCACAAUUUAGAACUAAUGAUCGGCAUUGCUUCUGCGGGCAUUGCUGUGUACCGAAAAUACAUUUGCACAAGUUUCUAUCCUUGGGUGAACAUUCUCAAAAUUUCUUUCAAAAGGAAAAAGUUCUUUAUACAUCAGCGACAAAAACAGUCUGAAUCCAGGGAACAUAUCGUGGCCUUCAACAUGCUAAAUUACCGGUCUUGCAAAAACUUAUGGAAAUCCUGUGUCGAGCAUCAUACAUUCUUUCAAGCAAAGAAGCUACUACCUCAGGAAAAGAAUGUUCUGUCUCAGUACUGGACUAUGGGCUCUAGGAACACCAAAAAGUCUGUAAAUAACCAGUAUUGCAAAAAGGUGAUUGGAGGGAUGGUGUGGAACCCAGCCCUGCGGAGAUCCCUGUCCGUGGAGCACUUAGAAACCAAGAGUCUGCCUUCGAGGUCCCCUCCCAUUACUCCCACCUGGCGAAGUCCCCGGCUCCGGCACGAAAUCCGAAAACCACGACACUCUUCUGCAGAUAAUCUUGCAAAUGAAAUGACCUACAUCACAGAAACAGAAGAUGUAUUUUACACAUACAAGGGUUCUCUGUCCCCCAGAGACAGCGACUCCGAAGUUUCUCAGAACCGCAGCCCACAUCGAGAGAGUUUAUCGGAGAACAACCCGGCAUACGGCUACCUGACCCAGAAGUCAUCCAGUUCUGUGUCUCCAUCUUCAAAUGCUCCAAGCUCCUGCUCACCUGAUGGUGUCGAUCAGCAGUUCUUAGAGGACUACCACAGGGUGACGAAGGGGGGCUCCACCGAGGAUGCCAGCCAGUAUUACUGUGACAAGAAUGAUAAUGGUGACAGCUACUUAGUCUUGAUCCGUAUCACGCCAGAUGAAGAUGGAAAAUUUGGAUUUAACCUUAAGGGAGGAGUGGAUCAAAAGAUGCCUCUUGUGGUGUCAAGGAUAAACCCAGAGUCACCUGCGGACACCUGCAUUCCUAAGCUGAACGAAGGGGAUCAAAUUGUGUUAAUCAAUGGCCGGGACAUCUCAGAGCACACCCAUGACCAAGUGGUGAUGUUCAUCAAAGCCAGCCGCGAGUCCCACUCUCGGGAGCUGGCCCUGGUCAUCCGGAGGAGAGCUGUCCACUCAUUUGCUGACAUCAAACCCGAAGAUGAACUGAACCAGCUUUUCCCCGAGGCCAUUUUCCCCAUGUGUCCAGAGGGUGGGGACACUCUGGAGGGAUCCAUGGAGCAGCUCAAGAAGGGCCUCGAAAGCGGGACAGUGCUGAUCCAGUUUGAGCAACUCUACAGAAAGAAGCCAGGGUUGGCCGUCACGUUUGCAAAGCUGCCUCAAAAUUUGGACAAAAACCGAUACAAAGAUGUGCUGCCAUAUGACACCACACGGGUAUUACUGCAGGGAAGUGAAGAUUAUAUUAAUGCGAGUUAUGUGAACAUGGAAAUUUCUGCUGCUAACCUUGUGAACAAGUACAUUGCCGCUCAGGGACCCCUGCCACAUACCUGUGCACAGUUUUGGCAAGUCGUCUGGGAUCAGAAGUUGUCACUCAUUGUCAUGUUGACGACGCUCACAGAGCGAGGGCGGACCAAAUGUCACCAGUACUGGCCCGACCCCCCUGACGUCAUGGACCACGGCAGUUUUCACAUCCAGUGUCAGUCAGAAGACUGCACCAUCGCCUAUGUGUCUCGAGAAAUGCUGGUCACCAACACCGAGACAGGGGAAGAACACACACUGACGCAUCUCCAGUACGUCGCGUGGCCCGACCACGGCGUGCCUGAUGAUUCCUCGGACUUUCUGGAAUUUGUAAACUAUGUGAGGUCCCUGAGAGUGGACAGUGAGCCUGUCUUAGUUCACUGCAGACCCUCUGCCAGGGCAGCCCUGGUGUCCCACCCUAGCCAGUACAAGUUUGUGUGUGAAGCGAUUCUUCGUGUGUAUGAAGAAGGCUUAGUCCCGAUGCUGGAUCCCAGUUAGAGCAACUGUGAACGUGUUCAUUCCUCUUUCCCAAGGGCGCCCUCCCUAAGAGAGGAGACAAACCUUCUCUCUGGAAGCAGCAAGAGGAACUGGUAGCUGUGGGAAAGGAAUGAGCACCUUUGAACCCAGGCACUUUAAAAUUUCUCUAGAAAAGGUAUCAUGUACAUAGGAACUGGUGUAGAUACGCAUGCAGUUACGGCAUCACUUAGGCCCGUUAUUCCUACAGAGAGAGAUAUGCAAGAAGGAAUCUUCAGUUUGGGACCUGCCUUCCUCCUUAACAUCACCAUACACACCCUGUCAGCCAUCCUUGGGCAAUUGAGAGGGGACUCCAGGAGUGCUGUUGACUCCCCAGAAACAAGACAGCAUGGUUAUUUCAGGUUUCUUGGGUGUUUCAUGUGUUUAUGUGUACAGGACUGUAAGGGCUCAGCAGUCUGUCCUUACAACUCAUGUCUACCGGCCCCUGAUGCUACGGAAAUCCUGACGAACUUGCUGAAUAGCAAGGCAGUGGGAAUUCAGGCUGAAGGCUGAGCAGUACCUUUUCUGCCCUCCCUUCCUUUGUCCCAUCUCCUGGUCACUUUAAUCAAUACUCAUGUUCCUGAGAAUCA
This is a messenger RNA of Otolemur garnettii (small-eared galago), 3351 nucleotides long. It is a transcript of the gene PTPN3, whose product is annotated as protein tyrosine phosphatase, non-receptor type 3. Gene Ontology annotation, molecular function: protein tyrosine phosphatase activity; cytoskeletal protein binding. Gene Ontology annotation, cellular component: cytoplasm; cytoskeleton; cytoplasmic side of plasma membrane. The transcript has 26 exons. Lineage: Eukaryota; Metazoa; Chordata; Mammalia; Primates; Galagidae. Gene Ontology annotation, biological process: protein dephosphorylation. Bases 107 to 2746 code for a protein of 879 amino acids. The record is from RefSeq and is a predicted model, not a curated record.